Aspergillus welwitschiae is the source of this 1053-nucleotide messenger RNA. RefSeq lists its product as uncharacterized. Bases 1 to 1053 code for a protein of 350 amino acids. NCBI's taxonomy places the organism in Eukaryota, Fungi, Ascomycota, Eurotiomycetes, Eurotiales, Aspergillaceae. The transcript has 2 exons. The record is from RefSeq and is a predicted model, not a curated record.
AUGGCUACUCCUGCUCUCGCUCCUGCUCCAGCCCCAGCUACGAUGUUCGUUUCUGUCUCUUCUCUUACUUCAGACGCCGCAUCGGACACGGCUCCGGACCCAACCCAGAAUUUAAUGUUGGAUUCAGUUGAAGAUCCAGCUUCUGCUCCAGCUCCAGCUCCAAUUUUACCUUCCUGGUUUCUUAAGCAUGCCCACACUCCUAAAAGGCCGUCUCGCGACUUGAGACGCUACCUGGCAUGGCUGCUGAGGGAGGCCAAGGUACCUGCCUUCCCAUGGGGGCCUGAGGUAACGCGGAUAUACGGAAGCGAGGCCGAUCUUCGAUACAGCAUCUGGGCAGUCAAAGAUGAGGCUAUGGAGAAGGCUGUGCAAGUGCUCAACGAGGCUGGAUUACCACCCUGUAAAAAUGGCCGUCGUUGCGCAGUCAACGACCCUGAGUAUACGAGCCUUCCAUUUCCCGACCAUCAUUACCACACAGAUCUCAACUAUCGUCAGACCCACGUCACUAACGGCGUCUAUCUGUACCGGAAGUCCCGAUUUUUCCCACUUUACCCCGAUCCGCCCCUUGACGACCCCAAGCCUGAUGACCGAUACUAUAUGCUCAGUUCGGACAAGCGACUCCCGGACUGGAGCUAUCCUUGUGUACAACGCAUGUCCGAGGACGAAUACCCCGUUAUUAUUCCUACUCCUGCCCGAUAUCUGGAAGCCGUCUGCCUGCAGUCAAUCCGUCACUACGAAGGGCAGCAUGGGAGUGACUUUUGGAAAGAGGAGGAAUCCGACAUGAUGGAGAUUUUGGGGGAUCGAUUCAUUGAUAUAUUGCAACUAAAUGACCUUGAUAAGCCAUGGCGUGAAUACGGCAGACGAAACCUUGACCGCAGCUAUGGUGAUCGCAUGGAUGACUACAAUGGCCAUAAAUACAAGCUCUUCCUCUAUCUGGAUUUGAAGAAGAAAGGUCAACUUCAACCACCUGAGACAAUGGAAAGAGAUAGCUGGAUGAGGCCUAUCCCGGAUCUUGUAAAGGAGUUCGGUCUGCCCCUGGAUCUACUCGACUCAUGA